Molecule: messenger RNA, 1758 nt
Organism: Fusarium odoratissimum NRRL 54006
Lineage: Eukaryota; Fungi; Ascomycota; Sordariomycetes; Hypocreales; Nectriaceae
Exons: 3
Coding region: 1-1758 (585 amino acids)
Biological process (GO): transmembrane transport
Molecular function (GO): transmembrane transporter activity
Source: RefSeq, a predicted model, not a curated record
AUGGGCUUCUGGAACAGGUCGAACAAGACCUCUGAUGUCGAUCUCCAAGACAUCACGACGACUACAGACCACGAAAAGAAUCCUCACCCUGAAGAUGGACACCCAGCUGUUCCCGAUGAUGCCCUACCCGCUGAGGAUGUCACUGAGGGUGUUAAGGACAUGGAAGCCAUCACCCUCGUAUGGACCAAGUCAUCUCUGAUCUGCCUCUUCAUCUUCAUUUGGCUCGUUUACCUUCUCAAUGCCUUCCAGAGCUCGACCGUCGGCAAUUUGGUACCCUAUGUCACCAGCGACUGGGGCUCGCACUCGCUUCUCAACACCAUUGGUGUCGUCGCGAGCUCAAUGACUGCCGCUGUCUUCAUCCCGCUUGCCAAACUCCUUGAUCUUUGGGGCAGAGCUGAGGGUUAUCUUUUGAUGGUGGGAUUCUGUGAAUUGGGCUUGAUUCUGAUGGCUACGGCCAAAGACCUGUCGACUUACUGUGCCGCGAACGUCUUUUACUCAGUCGGUUUCACAGGCCUGAUCUACAGUAUCGAUGUUGUGACUGCCGAUGCCACCAAUUUAAAGAACCGAGCCUUGGCAUAUGCAUUCACGUCGUCGCCCUACAUGAUCUCUGCUUUUGCCGGAUCUUACGCUUCGGACAGAAUGCUGGCUGAUAUCGGCUGGCCUUGGGGCUUCGGCAUUUUUGCCUUCAUCACGCCCGUUGUCUGUGCGCCCUUAUAUCUUCUUCUCAAGAUCAACUUGCGCAAGGCCAAGAAGAAUAUCUUGCCAAGGAAGGCCAGUGGUCGCACGUUGAAGGAGAGCAUCUGGCACUAUGUGCUCGAGUUUGACGUCCUCGGAGUAUUCCUCUUUGCCGCUGGCUUGGUCAUCUUCCUCCUCCCUUUCACCAUCGCUUCCACGGCACCCCACGGAUGGUCAACUGGAUACAUCAUUGCCAUGAUCAUCGUUGGCUUCAUCCUUCUUGUUGGUUUCGCCCUCAAUGAAGUUUACUUUGCGCCAGUUCCGUUCCUCAAAUUCCACUUCUUGACUGAUCGAACCCUUGUUGGCGCUUGCCUCCUCGAUCUUACUUAUCAGAUUUCGUAUUACUGCUGGAACAACUACUUCACGUCCUUCCUUCAAGUUGUCAACUAUCUGACAGUCGCAGAGGCCGGUUACGUUAACAACACCUUCAACGUUGUGUCCGGCUUCCUGUUGUUUAUCGUGGGUUGGAGUAUCCGUAGGACUGGAUACUUCAAGUGGCUCCUCUGGGUCGGCGUGCCGCUUUAUAUCCUAGCCCAAGGCUUGAUGAUCUACUUCCGAAGCCCAACUGGCUAUGUGGGAUACUUGGUUAUGUGCCAAGUUUUUAUUUCUGUCGGCGGCAGUGUCUUCACAAUUUGCAUGCAACUCGCCGUUCUUGCCGCUGUCGAUCAUCAGCACGUUGCUGCGGCGUUGGCUAUGUUGAACGUCACUGGCACAGCGGGUGGCAGUAUCGGCGACACAAUUUCUGGCGCCAUCUGGACCAAUACCUUUGAGAAAGCACUGAAGAUGUAUCUGCCCGCAAGUGCGCUUGAGAACCUCGAGGCUAUCUACGGAGAUCUUCCUACGCAAUUGAGUUAUGCUAAGGGCACACCAGAGCGCAUCGCUAUUCAGAAGGCAUACGGAUAUGCGCAGACUCGAAUGUUGGCAGCUGGAACGGCCAUUAUGGCAUUAUCAUUUAUCUGGGUCGCUCUUAUCAGGAACUUGAAGGUCUCGGAGAUGAGACAGACCAAGGGUAAUGUUUUCUAG